AUGGAUUUGGGAGGGGAUUCCAUGCCUUAUUCUGAUGAUGAGGAGGAUCCAGAGCUUAUCCCUGAUGUGAUUCCACUAGUUUGCAAAUUCCUAUCAAUUCCUGACAUCAAAAAGUGUCGUUUCGUGUCCAAAUCGUGGCACGUAGGUGCCACACACGCCCUCAAGCUCAGGACGCAGAUAGGGAUUGAAUUCCAUCCAGAAAACUCGACCGAUCAUGACGUUGUCGCAGAAAAACUAAAAUUUUGCCCGGUCAACAUUGACAUAAAAUUUUCCUACAAAUACAGCCAACGUGAAUACGUUGAGCCGUCCUUUGACCCCAAAACGUUUGAUCCUGUUCGCAAGAUGAAAUCAAUUUCGAUCCAAUUCCUCACCCCACAUCACGUUCAGUGGCAGAAGGACUCGGUUCUCAGACUCAUUCGCAUGUCGCCCACGAGUCUGCAAAGGUUACAGUUUAAAUGGGAAAAUUACCAUGUUUUUCCAUCCCUUUGCGGGAAGAGCUUCUCGAAAUUGAAAAGACUGGAAAUCAGUUAUCCAGCCCAACUUAGAAAUGAAUCGCUCGAGAGGAUUGGCCACGCAGUGACGGAAGCGUUCACAGCGAUAGAACAGAUACAAAUUGAGACUCGUCACCUACUUGAACUGGGAAAGGCUGGUUUCCUGAAAAACUUUCCGGGAUCACUGAACACCUUGGAAUUGUUUGGAGGCUUAGACAACAACAAUAUGGAAUGCUUACUGGAAAUUCCCGGUCCUUUGAAGAAACUUGCGUUUUAUGCGAUUAAACUCGACCAUAAUGAUGAUCUUAUUUCCGAAAUUCCUACAAUUAUGUACACCUUGUUAAAAAAACAUUCUCUCAGUCUGGAAAACCUUUGUAUCGAUAUAUUACCUCACACCCAGUUGGGCUAG
Molecule: messenger RNA, 900 nt
Organism: Folsomia candida
Lineage: Eukaryota; Metazoa; Arthropoda; Collembola; Entomobryomorpha; Isotomidae
Exons: 4
Coding region: 1-900 (299 amino acids)
Source: RefSeq, a predicted model, not a curated record